Messenger RNA from Scomber scombrus (Atlantic mackerel), 2424 nucleotides. It is a transcript of the gene ttc33, whose product is annotated as tetratricopeptide repeat domain 33. The record is from RefSeq and is a predicted model, not a curated record. NCBI's taxonomy places the organism in Eukaryota, Metazoa, Chordata, Actinopteri, Scombriformes, Scombridae. The coding region runs from base 39 to 935 and encodes 298 amino acids. The transcript is spliced from 5 exons. Gene Ontology annotation, molecular function: protein binding.
UUUGUACUUUUUUUCUCUCUCGUUGUUUCCUUUUCUUUAUGCUGUCCCUUGUUCUGUCUUAUUAUAUGCUUAUCAAUCGACUGGAAAGCACUUUGAACUACACUAACCUGUAUGAAAGGAUGGCCUCAUUUGGGUGGAAGAGGAAAGUUGGCGAGAAGGUGUCAAAGUCAGCGGUGCAGCAGUUCGAGGCUGAGGCGGAGAAGGCUCCAGAUGACGGGGGAAAACAGGACGAGGAGGUGGACUGGCUGCACGCCAUCAAACGACGGCGGGAGGUCCUGCUGGAGGACUGUGCAGCUAAGAGCAAGAGACUGAAGGAUGAAGGUGCUGUGUUGGCUGAGCAAGGCAGGCACUGGGAGGCCAUCAAGAAGUGGGACGAGGCCAUUCACCUGACACCAGAAAACUCGUCACUGUAUGAGAUGAAGUCUCAGGUGUUGACCAUCCUGCAGGAAGUCUUCCCAGCUGUGAAGGCGGCAGAGAUGGCAGUGAAGUUCCGCCCUCUUUGGUGGGAGGGCUGGCAGACUCUGGGCCGCGCCCAGCUCAACCUGGGAGAGGUGGAUCUGGCUGUGAGGUCCUUCCAGGUUGCAAUCCACCUGUGCCCAUCAGAGCGCACCCUAUGGCAGGAAGACCUGUUGUGGGCAUCGAGGUUACAGGAGCAGCAUACGGCAAACAAUGAUAAGAUUCGCCAAGAGGAGGAGACCAAAAACCAGAUCCUUAAUGCCCCGGAGCUCGAGCAGGACUAUGACUUCGAGUCUGACGAGGUGCUGGCCGCCUGCGUUGCGGUCGCCGAGCGAGAGACACGCUAUGAGGAGCUGAAGAGGACAGCUGUGGUUAUGGACGCUGAGGGAAAUAUAAAAAAUGUACUCACUGGGGAAGAGGGAUCCGAGGACACAGUGACACCAUCAAAGGAGCAGUUUGUCAAAGCAAGAGGACUUUGAACUCGUCUCAGCUGAAUUUAUUGUCCUGGUUACAUUUUUUAGUGCUGAAUGGUGAGAAUCAGAUCAGAAGCCAGCACGAUGAGAACUGACAAAUUCUUGUAAAGUGCAACAGAUUGAAAUAACAUUUUAGUUGUACUCGUGUUCUACGUUUUCCAUCCGUAUAAUGUUCAUUUACAGAACAUGCAAAUUGGUAUGCAUGCUUUAAAGGAGUAGUUCACAUUUUUUUGAAGUGAAGUUGUAUAAGGUACUUACCCAUAAUACUAUGCUUGCUGCGCACUGUAUAAUCCUGCAAAUCAGCUGAUUCGGUCAGAGAGUGCAUACAGUGAAUGGUAUGCAUAGAAAUAUGGAAGUUUUCUGGUGUAGUUAAUGUAGAAGUUUUAGUUUCCAAUGAAAGGGCUGUCUGAUGGCAAGGUGAAAAUAUUCUGAAUAUUGCAUGCACUUAAACUGAUUUAGUUUGUCUUAAGUGAGCCUUUAGUUCGUUUUCUAAAAUACAUUUUACUGCUGGGCCCAUCCACAGCAAUAAAUUGCUUAGUUUCCAUGCCAGUACUCUUGUCUGCUUCUCUAAACUGGGAGCGUGCCGACCCAAAUCUACUGCAGGUAUUCACUGACUAUGGAUAACUACUUCAUACAACCCCACUUGGAAAAAAAAUCAAAAAUACAAACUAUCCCUUUAACUUAACAUGCUCAAAGAUGAAAGAUAUUUCAAACUCAUUUCUGGCUCAUUAAGUCACAUUAAACUUUAGACUCAUGUUUCAGUCAGUAAACAUCUACCCUCCACUGAAAAAGAGAUUUAUGUUCACAUUUAGGAAAGUAACAUCAGGAUACUAAUGUGCAGCAAUAAACUUUAACAUCCUCUAGUUGUAGUUAUGUUUCAUGUGGACAAGACACAAUAACACUUUAAUAACUAGUGUACUCUGCGGUUACAUUACAAUCUGCUUUCCGACAUUCUUCCCACUGCUUGAUAGACUCCGAUGGUUCAGAUGGAAAUAAAAACAUUUUAAACUGCGGUUGGUCGAAAUUGGCACAUUUUUUUUGGCUGAUUUUCAAUUGGAGUCACUUGUAAAGUUUGAACACAGUUUACCCAAUAAAACUUCAAAUAAAGAAAACAAAGAAAAAAGGGAAAUAGCAAAUAUGUGGAACAUGAUUAAAGUAUUGGAAAGCAACCCACACUGAUGUAAAACAGUAGUUCUCUGCGUUAGCCAGAAAAUCCUGGGAAAAUCAAGGCACUUAUUGAAACCUGAUGGCACGACCUGUGAGGUGCACGUAACUUUGUGUGACAGUUUGUAGCUGGAAAAAAAGGAAAUUAAUUUGUCAAUAAGUGAAUAAAUGUGAAUCAGAAUGUGUCACAGGUCUCAGUUUUUCCUGCACUUUUCUUUUUGGGGGGACCAGGGGGAUGAAUUGUAGAAUAGUUAUAAGAAUGAACCUCACAAUGUAUUUAGCACCUAGAGCAAAGUAACAAACUGCUUCAUAAUAAAAAUAUUUAAAUGAA